Messenger RNA from Thyridium curvatum, 2703 nucleotides. RefSeq lists its product as uncharacterized. Bases 1 to 2703 code for a protein of 900 amino acids. The record is from RefSeq and is a predicted model, not a curated record. Gene Ontology annotation, molecular function: beta-mannosidase activity. NCBI's taxonomy places the organism in Eukaryota, Fungi, Ascomycota, Sordariomycetes, Thyridiales, Thyridiaceae. Gene Ontology annotation, biological process: glycoprotein catabolic process; carbohydrate metabolic process. The transcript has 3 exons.
AUGUCAAAGACAACGACACAACUCACCUCGUGGCGAUGGCGCAUGGCCAACAGCAAUGGCAACGCCAAAGCUGAAAGCCUACCGAGCCUGGCAGAAUGGACACCAGUCGCAUCGUUCCCCUCUGUGGUCCAGAUGGAACUUCUCGCCCAGAAGCUCAUUCCGGACCCAAACAUUGGCGAGAACGAGCGUCUGAUCCAAUGGGCCGGGGCGGUCGAUUGGGAAUAUGCCUGUUCCUUCGACUCGCCCAAGACGGCGGACGGCCAAUUCGCAGAUCUCGUCUUCGAAGGGCUGGAUACCUUUGCGACUGUCACGCUGAACGGCAAGGAAGUCCUCAGGAGCGACAACAUGUUCAUCCCGCACCGCGUCGGAGUAAAAGAAGCCCUGAGACCGCCCGGCGAGCGGAAUGAGCUCGCCAUUCUGUUCGAAAGCGCCGAAAAGAUUGGAGCAAAGCUCGAGAAGGCCAACGGCUAUCUGAAAUGCAUCAUGAGGGACGCUAGAAGGAACCACAUGAGGAAAGCUCAGGCAAACCAGUACAACUGGGGAUGGGACUGGGGUCCCAUCGUUGUCACGGCAGGCCCUUACCUACCUGUCUCCCUCGAGUCUUACGGCACCCGUAUCGACAAUGUGCACAUUGUCCCCAAGCUCGCUGAUGACCUUAAGUCAGCCAGCAUAUCGACAACGAUUACGGUCUCGCCUAAGAGUACUGCUGCCGCGGCGACCGUUGACAUCGUUGAUGCAGUGGGCGCAAAGGUGGCAACCGCUUCGGUCGACCUCAAGGAUCGCGAGCAGGGAUCCGUCGACAUCAAGAUCGACUCUCCGAAGCUGUGGUGGUGCAACGGACAGGGGGAGGCGCACCUGUACACAGCUGAAGUUGCAAUCACCGGCUCCGACUCGACGAUCCUCGACAAGUCAUCCACGCGCUUUGGCGUGCGGACCAUCGAGGUCAUCCAGCGGCCGCUCGACAAGGAGCCCGGCCUGACCUUCAUGUUCAGGGUGAACGGCCGGGACAUCUUCGCACAAGGCGGCGACUGGAUCCCCGCAGACAACAUGAUCCCGCGCAUUACUCGGCAGCGCUACUUUGAUUGGGCUGAAGUAGCGAAAUACUGCCAUCUGAACAUGAUCCGUGUCUGGGGUGGUGGCAUCUAUGAGACGGAGGACUUCUUUGAUGCUUGCGACGAGAACGGACUUCUCGUGUGGCACGACAUGGGGUUCGCCUGCACCAACACACCAGUGCACGACACGUUCAUCGAGAGCGUCAGGAAGGAAGCUGAAGCCCAGAUCACCAGGUUCAGGAACCGGGCAUCCCUAGCCCUGAUCUGCGGAGGCAACGAGGAUUUCAUGCUUUUUGACCUGGAGGGUAUCAAGUACGACCACUCGGACGUGACAGGUCCUUUCGACGGCCAGCCCUUCCCCCAGCGCAAGAUCUACCUCGACGUCCUCCCCAAGGUCGCCGAGUGCCUCGCCCCCAACGUCUUCUACUGGGCCAACUCGCCGUGGGGCGGCGCGCCGGCCAACGACCCCACCGUCGGCGACAUCCACCAGUGGUCGGUGUGGCACGGCGAGCAGAAGCCGUACCAGGAGUACAAGAAGCUCAGCGGCCGCCUGGUGUCCGAGUUCGGCAUGCACGGCUUCCCCGUGCAGCGCACGGUGGACAACUUCUUCCCCCCAGACGCCCCUGCGUCGGUGCGCCACCCGCAGUCGCGGCUCGUCGACUGCCACAACAAGGGCCACGGCGCGCACACGCGCAUCGCGCGGUACCUGGCCGAGAACUUCCGCUUCGACAUGGCCGACCUCGAGAAUUUCGUCUACUCGUCGCAGCUGAUGCAGACCGAGGCGUACGCGUGCGCGAUGCGCGACUGGAAGCGCCUCUUCCAGGGCCCCGGGCGGGAGCUCUGCGCGGGCGCCAUCAUCUGGCAGCUCAACGACUGCUACCCGGUCACGUCGUGGGCGUUUGUCGACUUCUUCCUGCGGCCCAAGCCGGCGUUCUACGCGAUCCGGCGGGCCUGCGCGCCCGUCUCGGUGGGCGUCGAGCGCGCGCCGGCGACGCGGUGGGUCGACGAGGACAGGCCCGAGUCCAAGGUGCCGCGGUUCGCGCUGUUCGGGCACAACACCGGGCCCGAGGCGGUCGAGUGCGUGCUGGCCCUGCGCGCGUACGACUUCGAGACGGGCCGGUGGACCGAGCUGUCGGCGGAGGACGCUUCGCGCCCGGUCACGCUCGCGCCGGGCCGCAACACGGAGCUGGGAGCGCUGGCGUCGCAGGCUUCGUGGACGGAGGACAGCCUCGUCAUCCUCGAGGCCACGCUGUCGGACAAGUCUGGCAACCAGCUAGCGCGCGCCGUGGACUGGCCGGAGCCGUACCGUUAUCUGUACUGGCCCGACGAUACGUCCGUCUCGGUGCAGGUUGCGCCGGCGCUGGCGCCUUCGUCCCAUUCAGCGGCGACGGCGGGUGGUACCGGGUUCUUUACCGAUGGCGGCUGGGAAGACCGGGUCACGGUCUCGGCUAACCAACCGGUCAAGGGCGUUUGGCUGGAGCCGGUGUACGAUGGCUCGGAGAAGUUUGACGAGUACGAGCCUCUGUGGUCGGACAACAUGUUGGAUCUGAUGCCCGGGCAGGAGGUGGGCGUUCUGGUCAAGGGCUUGAAGGGGAGGAAGGUCAAAGCCAGGUUCCUGGCGGAUUGGGAGGUGAAGAAAGGCAGGGAGUGA